CAGAGCGCAACGCCCCCGAAGAAAAAGGGCGCCUCUCUUGAAGAUUUAACAUGGGCAGACUUGUCAACAAGCAUCUUGCUGACACGUGAUCAAAAUGGGAUGUACGAUCUCAAAAAAAGCCUCUUCUAUCCACCUGCUAAAACGGGCGGAAACAAUUUCAUACGGCCCAACGAUCACCGUGGAAGACGACGACGAUUUCACUAUCUCUCCCCAAGAAGAGCUACAGAGGAUGAACAGGGCCCGAAGACGGUCUCGCAGACGGUCUUCCAUCGCUCCAGGGGUGGCCGCAAUCGCCGAAGAACAAGAAGAAGGAUCAGCAAGUGACCAUGCUUUUGGCGGGAAGGGCCUUGUGGCUGGCCCGUUCUCUUCACCACGAGGCUCCAUCUCACUAGACCCCGGCACAGGACCGCUAGUAGGAGCUGUCACUCCGGACUCGCUGAGACCGGACUUGCUGAGACCGGACUUGCUGAGACCGAAAGGGCCUACCGAACUCCCAAGGCUCUCAGAAGACUCACUGGACGAGGACGAGAGCUGGUGAAAUGUUCAGGCCGUGGUUGGACAAUGUUAUUGCCACUGACUGUGAUCAUUUCUCAUGGCAGAAUUUAUAGAGUAUUAUUAUGACGUCACGAUGAACAUGUGAUCAACAACUUCUGAGAACAUAUAUCAUAAAAUUCAUUUCAUAAAGUUGCUUAACUUCUGUGAAGUUUUUAUUUUCACAAUAUACAAAAACAGAAUUGUAAUCAAAUGAUGAACCCGCACGAAAAGGAUCUUAGAUGACUGGCAAAAGUGAAGAAAAUCAGACCCACAAAAAGUACAAAAUGGUGUCACUACAGUGCAAAAGGUAACACUGCGGAGCAAUAUUGCACAAAGAAGCAAGACAAUGUAGCUUCUGAAACUAUAUCUGUAGCAGUACAGCAGUGUUCAAUACAUCUCUAUACAUGUCCUAUAAUUGUAAUCUCAAGGUUUGCAAUAUAGAAUCUACUUCUUCAUUUGUGGAGUUUUCAUCAUGUACAGGAAAACGUUACAACAGUACCAAGCCAAAGUCAAUUUGUUUUUGCAUCAAACCUACAAUCUUCAGUUGCUAAUUCUAUACAACCACAACCACCAAAUCAUGAUAGAAUAUCAACAACACAAUAUAAGCCAGAAUGGUGCAUAUCUUUUGUUUUUCAUAUCUUUUUGUCCCACCACUUUCCACCAUAGAAACAAGAUCACAGUAUCUUAAAAAAAAUAC
Branchiostoma belcheri (Belcher's lancelet) is the source of this 1231-nucleotide messenger RNA. RefSeq lists its product as uncharacterized. The transcript has 2 exons. The record is from RefSeq and is a predicted model, not a curated record. The coding region runs from base 95 to 538 and encodes 147 amino acids. Lineage: Eukaryota; Metazoa; Chordata; Leptocardii; Amphioxiformes; Branchiostomatidae.